AUGUCGGACGAGGAGCACCAUUUCGAGUCAAAGGCAGAUGCCGGAGCCUCCAAGACCUACCCACAACAAGCUGGUACCAUCCGCAAGAAUGGCUACAUCGUCAUCAAAGGCCGCCCUUGCAAGGUGGUUGAAGUUUCAACCUCAAAAACUGGCAAGCAUGGUCAUGCUAAAUGCCACUUCAUCGCCAUUGAUAUCUUCACUGCUAAGAAGCUGGAAGAUAUUGUCCCAUCUUCCCAUAACUGCGAUGUUCCUCAUGUCAAUCGUACUGACUACCAGCUUAUUGAUAUUUCUGAGGAUGGAUUUGUGAGUUUACUGACUGAAAAUGGUAACACCAAGGAUGAUCUGAGGCUGCCAACUGAUGAUAGCCUUCUGACCCAGAUCAAGGAUGGUUUUGCUGAGGGGAAGGACCUGGUCGUGAGUGUGAUGUCUGCAAUGGGAGAGGAGCAGAUAUGCGGUCUCAAGGAUAUUGGUCCCAAGUAG
Messenger RNA from Fraxinus pennsylvanica, 480 nucleotides. NCBI's taxonomy places the organism in Eukaryota, Viridiplantae, Streptophyta, Magnoliopsida, Lamiales, Oleaceae. The record is from the annotation of a GenBank genome assembly.